This is a messenger RNA of Pyrus x bretschneideri (Chinese white pear), 1943 nucleotides long. RefSeq names its product BTB/POZ domain-containing protein POB1. The transcript is spliced from 6 exons. Gene Ontology annotation, biological process: response to red light. Gene Ontology annotation, molecular function: protein binding. NCBI's taxonomy places the organism in Eukaryota, Viridiplantae, Streptophyta, Magnoliopsida, Rosales, Rosaceae. Gene Ontology annotation, cellular component: nucleus. The coding region runs from base 59 to 1747 and encodes 562 amino acids. The record is from RefSeq and is a predicted model, not a curated record.
GUUUAAUUUACUCAUUAAUUUCGUUUGAAUUUGGGGGAAAAGGGUUUUGCACUGCACCAUGAGGAAAGCGAACGUCGAUCUCUCCCGUCCUCGCAUGAUUACGGACUCGGGCGCAUCGCCGAGUGGGCUCGCCGGCGAGUCGGGUUGCCCUAACAAGGAGGUCCAAGACUUCGCCUUUGCCUUUAACGACAGAAAUUUCUCCGAUCGGGUUUUGUUGAUCGAAAUCGUACCCGAUUCGCCGGGGGCCAAAUUGGAUGUCGUCGGAUGCUCCACGGUCUCCGAUUGGGCGCGUAACCGAAAGCGACGGAGGGCGGAGAUUAAGAGAGACAGUGCUGAGGACAAUGCUGUGCACCGUGAGGAGCUGGUCUUAAGUUGUAACAUGCCAGAUACAGAGGAUAAUAUGGUAUUUGAUAAUCAGGAUGAGGAAGCUGUGGCAAUGAAUGAGUUUCCUUCCGCUGUGGGAGUAAAUUUCGAAAAUUUUGUAGGAGACGACUUGGCCUGGAACCUGGACUGUCAUACAGUUAUUAAGGUUAGAACCUUACAUGUCAGUUCCCCAAUCUUAGCAGCAAGGAGUCCAUUUUUCUAUAAGUUGUUUUCAAAUGGGAUGAGAGAGUCAGAGCAACGCCAAGUAUCUCUAAGAAUUCAUGAAUCUGAAGAAGCACCCCUCAUGGAAGUUCUUAAUUUCAUGUAUAGUAACACCUUAUCUGCGAUGACACCUACUGCUUUGUUGGACGUGUUCAAGGUUGCUGACAAAUUUGAGGUUGCAUCUUGCAUGAGAGAUUGCAGUAGGUCUUUGCAGAAGUUGCCUAUGACUCGUGAGUCUGCUUUGCUUUAUUUGGGCCUUCCAUCUAGUAUUUUGAUAGCAGAUGCAGUUCAGCCGCUGACAGAUGCAGCAAAGCAGUUUCUUGCUGAACGCUACAAAGAGAUAACCAAGUUCCAGGAUGAGGUGCUGAGCUUGCCCCUUGCUGGUAUUGAGGCUGUACUGUCUAGUAAUGAUCUCCAGGUGGCCUCAGAGGAUAGUAUUUAUGAUUUUGUGCUAAAGUGGGCUCGGACCAAUUACCCAAAACUAGAAGAACGACGAGAAGUCCUUGGCCAACGCCUUGGUCGGCUCAUUCGUUUUCCACAAAUGUCUUGCCGAAAGCUUAAGAAGGUCCUAACCUGCAGCGACUUUGAUCCUGGACUUGCAACAAAGAUAGUGCUGGAGGCUUUGUUUUAUAAGUCUGAGACACCACACAGGCAGCGCACCCUAGCUGCAGCGGAUGCCAAUGCUGCCUGUCGGCGCUUUGUGGAUCGGUCUUACAAGUACCGGCCAGUAAAGCUGGUGGAAUUUGUAGAACCUCGUCUACAGUGUAGUGUGUUCCUGGACCUAAAGUGGGAAGAGUGUGCACGUUUGUUUCCAGCAGGCCGAGUGUACUCACAGCCUUUUUUCCUCGGUGGGCAGGGAUUCUUCUUGUCAGCCCAUUGCAACAUGGACCAACAAAGCUCAUUUCAUUGCUUUGGGCUGUUUUUGGGGAUGCAAGAGAAGGGAUCGGCUAGUUUUACAGUUGACUAUGAGUUCUCAGCAAGAUCAAAGCCUGGAGAGGAGUUUUUGACCAAAUUCAAGGGAAAUUACACUUUCACCGGAGGCAAGGCUGUUGGGUAUCGAAACUUGCUUGGCAUACCCUGGACUGCGUUCAUGGCCGACGACAGUAUCUAUUUCCUCAAUUCCGUUCUCCAUCUCAAGGCUGAGCUCACCAUCAAGCAAUGAGUCCUUUGUAGAGGUGGUUUGGAAGAAGCUUUAAGUAAAUGCUUGUCUAACAGUAGUUUAGAUUUCUGGAAGGCUUUAGGUACAUUUUGGCACCAGACUGGAUGCUCGUUUAAUUGAUCUCCGGUCGAGUUGCCUCAUAUGUUUGAAACUGUUUAUCCCAAAGAAAUGAAACAUGUAGGGUUUUCUGUUUUUGUUA